UACUGGGCCAUGGCCACACUUGUGCUUGUGCGUGUAGAAGCGCGGGGAGAGGUUCCUUGGAUGGGCAGAGUUUUUAUAUAAGCCCCUCUAUGUGCCACUCGUCUCUCGCCAGGAAACCAACAACAACCAGCCAGGCCAGCGGGCAACCAGAACGCACACGCGUAUAAAUAAACGUGAACGCAUGUACUUAAUAUUAGCAUAGAGUUGUCGCCUGCGUGUAUUGCAUAUACAUAACAUAACAACCAUAUACUCCCAUGACAACGGGACCUCAUCCAGAACAACAACAACAAAAGCAACGGCGAAACCGUUAGAGGAAGAGCACUGGCAAAGGAGAAGGAAAAGAAGAAGCAUCGGAAGAGUCCAACAGGCAUCCACAACAUACCACCCAAAAAGGUCCCAAUGCUGGCGUAAAGAAGCCGAAACACCUGCUGCUGCCUGUGAAAAAGCGGGAGGAGCUGCUCCAAACUGCCCAGGUGACAUCAAACCAGUUUGAGGCGACGCACCUGCCGCCUUGAGGAACUGGGAGCAACGGCGGAGGACACGGAUACGGUAACGGUCACGGACUCGAUUUUGGAGUAGCGGCCACCAUGAACGCCAGCCUCAUCUAUGAGAUACUCAUGUAUCUGAAUUCGUUCUACUUUGGCAUGUACGCCGCCUUCGAGGUGGGCGUGGGCGUGCUGAAGGCGAUCAAUCUCAACUACGGCGAGAAUGCGUUGUCUCGGGAGGCCAGUAUCCUGCUCUCCCUGUGCAUCAUAGAGACCUUGCGAAUAGUCUUUGGCCGCAAGAGCAGUCUCAGCGAUCGUGGCUGGCAAGCAACCGCAUCCGUAAUAUUAACACUGCCCAGUCUUGCUAUUGUUAUCUACUUGUGUUGUUUUCAAACCUAUGUUCUCAAACUCGAAAUUAUUCUGAGUGCCUUAAUGAUCACCCUACAAGGUGCUGAACUAGUCUACGCCAGCAUAUUCAUUUGUACAAUGUGUCGCCCCGUGACAUACACCUAGCAGUUGAUAAACCACGUUGCCGCCGCCACGUCAACGACCAAGAUCGAGAUCAAGACCAAGCCAGCACUUACA
Messenger RNA from Drosophila eugracilis, 1070 nucleotides. RefSeq lists its product as uncharacterized. Gene Ontology annotation, cellular component: ciliary transition zone. Bases 588 to 998 code for a protein of 136 amino acids. NCBI's taxonomy places the organism in Eukaryota, Metazoa, Arthropoda, Insecta, Diptera, Drosophilidae. The record is from RefSeq and is a predicted model, not a curated record. The transcript is spliced from 3 exons. Gene Ontology annotation, biological process: non-motile cilium assembly.